This is a messenger RNA of Eimeria necatrix, 1884 nucleotides long. RefSeq lists its product as hypothetical. NCBI's taxonomy places the organism in Eukaryota, Apicomplexa, Conoidasida, Eucoccidiorida, Eimeriidae. The transcript has a single exon. Bases 1 to 1884 code for a protein of 627 amino acids. The record is from RefSeq and is a predicted model, not a curated record.
AUGCCGCUGCCGCCCACGCCCGCCGGGGCGCUAGCCCAGAGCAUCGCUGCGAAGCAGCGGACCAGCAACGUCUUCAGCGACAACGAGCCGCUGCGGCGCCCCAGCGCAUGCGGGGCUGACCAGCAGACGAGGCUGUUUGCAAAGAACUUGAGGACCCACACGCCGCGCUCGCCGUCAGUGGGCCGCUCCACUUCUUCUCUUGCCUCGCAGCCUCUUGAACGCUCGCAGCGGAACUACAUGAGGGCCACCAGCAGCUCGCGCCGGCGCAGCAGAAAUGCGGGCGGCGCAGACCACAGCGUGGCCGCUGAGACCCCCCGCCAGCUCCUUGCGCCCAACAACCCCUCUGCUUCCCGCGUCCGCAGCCAGAGCCCCUACAGAGCUGCUGGCCAGCUGGCUCCAACUGCUUCCCUGCAUGCGCUGCCGCGGCUGGCCCCGCUGCGGCAGGGGCCUCCUCUGCCGCGGGGGCGGGGGGCCCCUGCUGCACUGCAAGAGGGGGAAGCAGCAAACCGAGUGGGGGCAGACUUGCGCCGCCAGAACAGCAGCGUGGCGGGGGAGGCGGUGUGUUCGUGGAGCCUUGGGCGAAGCCACACGAGCCUGCUUCCCGUGGCCGCGCCGCAGCAAGAGCAGCAGCAGCAGCAGAGGAAGCAGGGGAGUCUCAGCAGCAGCUGGACUGUUCGAGACCCCCUGACCAGCGCCGGCAACGCGCAUGCAGACUUGGUCGAAGCUGAUGAUGCAACGCUGCAGCUGGAUGCCUCUGACCAGCGCGAGCUGUCGCAGAUCACGGCCUCCUUCGAGAGGUCUGGCCUCUUCACCUGCAUUUCCGAGACCACCAGCGCCCGGGGGCGCGAAGUGGCAGCUAGCUCGAGAUUCAACUCUGCUGCUGCUGCUGCUGCUGCUGCUGCGCAUAAUGCUGCGAACGAAGACUACGGCUUUUCUGUGCGAAAGAAUGCGGAAAGCAGCAACGGCGAAGGCCGCUCACUGGCUGAGGGGCUCCUCAGAGGCUCGGCACUUUCGAACAUGACAGAGAAAAGUCAACAACAAAGAGGACAGGGAGCACCUGCCUACGCGGCUCAGGCACUAGGCCAGCAGCAGCAACAGCAGGAACUGCAGCAGCAGCAAAUGCGUCAGCAGCAGCAGCCACAGCAAGAGCAGCUGCGGUCUUGGCCGCGACCUCCCCAACAGCAGGAAGAAGCCUCGAGCGUGGGAGCCGGUGGCCUCAACAUCUGCGGCAGUGGAUUUGGGCAUGAGCCCCCUGGCAGCGACACGAGACCCUGCGCAGCUUCUUCUUUCUUCGGCGGAGGCUCAUUUGCCUCAGUUUGGCUAUCACCCUGCGGGGAUCUGUGGCGCAUUAUGGGUAGGGUUGGCUGGUGUUUUCGCUUUGCUGUAGUGCUGAUUGUGUGUCUGUGGCGGCUGCUGAACACCUCCUACGACUCCUGGAGUGCCCGCCAGUUCAGACAAGACUUUUCGGAUAUGUUGGCUGGCAGGGAGCCCCCAGUGAAGGCCCCGUUCUUGGGUUGCCGCGGAUCCCUCAACAGAGGCAGCGGCGCAGCUCCGGCCCUCACACCGGAGGGCUUGCUGGAGCGUGUCAGUGCAGGAUCCACAACCCAGAGGCAACAAAAACAGCAAAAUACGAAACCCUACCUACGCAGGAGCUCCGCUGCUCGCUCGAGCCUGGGCAGUGUACACCCGCGUGAUAAAGACACAGCACUCACUGCAGCCCGCGGAUACGGCUCAAGUUGCACGGCGACAGAAGGCAGGCCCGUGGGCGGUGUUCUUUCUCUUCUGAAGGCUUUUUCUAUUGCACUCAGCGUUGUCGGUUUGUUCUGCUGGCUGCUGCUAACCGCCGCUCCAAAGGAAGAAUUCGUAGACUUCGAUUUCAUGUGA